This is a messenger RNA of Sinocyclocheilus rhinocerous, 7818 nucleotides long. RefSeq names its product rho GTPase-activating protein 33-like. Gene Ontology annotation, molecular function: phosphatidylinositol binding; protein binding; GTPase activator activity. Bases 808 to 6459 code for a protein of 1883 amino acids. Gene Ontology annotation, biological process: small GTPase-mediated signal transduction. The record is from RefSeq and is a predicted model, not a curated record. Lineage: Eukaryota; Metazoa; Chordata; Actinopteri; Cypriniformes; Cyprinidae. The transcript is spliced from 24 exons. Gene Ontology annotation, cellular component: actin cytoskeleton; Golgi apparatus; nucleoplasm.
UAAAAUUUAUAUUCAGGUUAAAUGUUUUGCCUUUAUUAUUCUGUUAAUUCUACUGGAUGACGAUUGCGAGCCUCCGCCCAUCGAUCAGCGGCGCGUUCCAGGCUUCCUUUUGUCCAACGGGCCACCUCAGUGGAGCAUUCCAUUCUGAAAAGGAGGUGAAAACAGCUUUUUUUAUGUUUUAGAAAGUAUUACUUUGUACAGCAAACAGCGCUCCUGUCACAUUCAGCGGAAGUAGACGACGAAACUAGGUUCUGCAUAUUUUGCAAUGCGUCGAUACAGCUCAUAAAAAUGGUCUCGACCGCGUUUGGGUAAAGCGAGGCUGCCCACAAGUUGUUUUGGGAGCGGCGAAGAGCCCCUCAGCUCUAACAGCGAGCAGAGAGAUGAGAUGGGCGGGAGAACACGCGGGGACAAUGCCGCUGUUCCUGGGAAUCUGCUCGAUUUGAGUCUUCUCUCUGAGUAAAUAUUUUUUUGAAUGUCACAGUGGUGACAUUAUGUAUCUGAGCGGGAUUUUUGGAGUUGCUUGAGGGCGCGCUGGACCUUUCUUCCUCCUCCUCUUCCUCUUUUUGCUGUUUAUUGGGGUUCUCCGCUCAAACGGCGCUCAGUCUUUGGCGUCUGAUGGUGCUUCUGCGCAAUCCAGAUUAUUACUACACUAUUGCGAAAUAAAACCAGGAUGUAAGGAAAAGCGUUGAUGUGGGAAGGAACUUUGGAAACGCAUCCUGAUCCAAACACGGAGCCCUGCUGGUCCCUCCCGCCUAAGCUGUAGAUAGGGAUGGUGUGUCAGGACCCCAGUGGGUUCGGAAAUGCGCCAUGUUUGUGAGAACGAUGAGCCUGGCAGACAUGUCCGGUUUCUUGUCCAGGGGAGAGCAGCUAGCAAUAAAGGCUCGAAGCACUGAUAAUCUGGACAGUUCUGGGGAGCCUGCGACCCGAUCGGUGGGAACCACAGCCAACUUGAAGGGGAAGAUGAGCAAAAGGCUUUCUGUUGUGAAAGGUCACUUCCCCAAGCUUGUUGACUGUGCCCACUUUCACUAUGAAAAUGUGGACUUCGGUUCUAUCGAGCUUCAGUUUGCCAACGAGCAGAGCGAUGCCAGCUGGACCUCGGGCAGUGCCAAAGAUCUGGUUUUCCUCGUGCAGGUGUCCUGCCAGGGUAAGACGUGGAUGGUGCGGCGUUCAUACGAAGAGUUCCGGACGCUGGACGCCCAUCUGCAUCAGUGUAUUUACGACCGCCGUUACUCGCAGCUCUUGGCCCUUCCUGCCCUAUGCGAGAUCGGAGACCGGGUGGAGAUCUUCACGCCACUGCUGUCGGAGUAUAUGAACCGUCUCUCCAUGAUUGUGGACAAUAAGCUGAACUGUGGGCCGGUUCUCACCUGGAUGGAGAUUGACAACCAUGGCAACAGGUUCCUGCUGAAAGAAGAAGCAUCUUUAAACGUCCCUGCCAUUGCUGCUGCUCACGUCAUCAAGCGCUACACUGCUCAGGCUAGCGAUGAGAUAUCUAUUGAGGUUGGUGAUAUUUUGUCAGUGAUUGACAUGCCGCCCAAAGAGGACACCACGUGGUGGAGAGGAAAGCAUGGAUUCCAGGUUGGCUUCUUUCCCAGUGAAUGUGUGAAGUUAAUCAAUGAGAAGUUGCCACAGUCGGUCAGCGCUCCUGUCAGUAAGCAAGAGGUGGAUGCUUUGGGCUCCAAACCUGGCAUUAACAACACGACUGGGCCUUCCUCUCCAUCAUCAGUGUCUAAGAAACACGGCAAGCUGAUGGGCUUCCUGCGCACCUUUAUGAAGUCCAGACCCACCAAACAAAAGCUAAAGCAGAGGGGAAUCCUGAAAGAACGGGUGUUCGGCUGUGACCUCGGCGAGCAUCUCCUCAACUCUGGCCAAGACGUGCCACAGGUACUAAAGAGCUGCUCAGAGUUCAUAGAGAAGCAUGGUGUGGUGGAUGGCAUCUACAGACACUCUGGUGUGUCCUCCAACAUACAGAAACUCAGGCAUGAGUUUGACAGUGAAAAUGUUCCAGACCUGACGAAAGAUGUGUACAUGCAGGAUAUUCACUGCGUCGGCUCGCUGUGCAAACUCUACUUCAGAGAGCUGCCCAAUCCUCUGCUCACGUACCAACUCUACGACAAGUUUGCUGAAUGUAUGGGAGAGAUGACAGAGGAAGAAAGAAUGGUGAAAGUACAUGAUGUUAUCCAGCAACUUCCUCCUCCUCACUACCGCACUUUGGAGUACCUCAUCAGACACCUGGCCCAUUUGGCCACCUGCAGUGGAGAGACGAGCAUGCACAUUAAGAAUCUGGCCAUUGUCUGGGCCCCCAACCUGCUCAGAUCCAAAGAAAUUGAAGUAGUGGGCUUAAGCGGUGCUGAUCCAUUUAAAGAAGUGCGCAUCCAGUCCGUGGUCGUGGAGUUUCUGCUCGGCAAUGUGGAAGUACUGUUCAGUGACUCCUUCACUUCUGUUGGCCGUUUUAGUGCAGCACGACAGUCUCUGACCAGACCCAAGUCGUUUGUGUCCACCAGGCUUCUGUCUUUAGAGGAGGCGCAGGCUCGCACACAAGCUCCACUUCUCCUUCAGGGAUCUCCUCACCACGCUAUCAGCCAGUUUCACACUGUACUGGACCUGCCUGCUGACAAGAGGAAAAGAGGGAUGAAGGUCCGGAAGUCGGCAGGUGGGAGCUGGAAGACGUUUUUUGCCAUUGGGAAACCUACAGCGGCAGGGCGACGCAAACCCACCAGGAUCACCUCUUUGUUCCAGCCUGCUACCUCUCAUGCAGGUUGCAGGGUGGACAGUGUGACACUCAGGUCAGCAAAGAGUGAAGAGUCCCUGUCAUCUCAGCACAGUGGAGCAGGUCAGGGAAAGAUACAACGCUUACGAAGACCUCGCUCCAGCAGUGAUGGUCUCUCGCUGACUGCCUCUGUUGAUCCGCAGCUCCUUCCCCAGCGCUCCCCAUCUAGAAUCCAUCCAAGCCGCUCUUACGACAGCCUGCUGCCUGAGGAAACCCGUGAUGCUGAUGAGGAGGAAAAUGAGGAUGAGGAGGGUGUGUACAUGUUGCCUGAUUUCUCCCAAGAACCAUCUGCCUCAUGGAUGGCAGAAGAUGUCAUUGACUUUAGCCCCACCUUCCUGGAAGAUGGGCCAAUAGGGUUGGGGAGCACAGCUGUCAAUCCUAGCGGCAGGGAGUCCCCUCCUGCGGCUGCACCCCCUCCCUACCGCUGUCUGAGCCAUCAAGCCCAUACCCGGACUGGUAGCCAGCGCUCAAUAACAGAAGAUCCAGACUCCGUUCUCAAUCAAUCAGAGGCCGCAGCUCGUCGUAGUUUGAUCCUGGCUGCAGCAGCUCCACCUCAGCAAGUGUUCUGUCAGCACAGGCCGUCUGCAGUCACUAAUGCUCCCACAAACACAGCUCAGCAGGGCGAAUCGAACCUAAGCCCAUCCCAUAGCCAGACGCCAGCUCCAGCAACCUCUGCACCCCUGUCUCAGCCCCCUCAAGAGAGGCGUUCCUUUACACGUAAAGUGGUUCAUGCACUUUCACCUAAAGCGCCUAAAUCCCCCCCUCUGGACAUCUCUGAUCCGAUCGCCAUCAGUGUACCUGCCAAGGUUCUGGAAAUGAUUGGUGGACGAGCUGGUGAAUUGCAACCUGGACUUCCAAGUAGUGGACCACCUCAGCCACCCCAGAUGAUAUCUAUGCUCCUGAGGUCAUGUGAUUUUCAGCUCACGGAGAGCUGCCAGCAAGAGCUCAACAGUAAGUUGGGCCCCGUCGCCAAAAUCAAGGGUCCUAGUAUCUUGGGUCCCACUGGUGUUCCCCUUCCAUCACAGCAGCCCCCUCCUCCUCCCCCCAAGAACCCUGCACGCCUCAUGGCUCUGGCUCUUGCUGAAAGUGCCAACAAGGCACUGCGGCAAGGUGCCUCACCCCCAUACCGCCCCCGUCAAAGUGGAACCUCCCCUGAGACAGAUGUCCGCUUCCAGAGGUCCCUUUCUGCAGAUGCAGGUGCUCUGCUAUCUUCUGAUCCUAAUCAGAUUUAUUCCACAGUACGCCCCUUGUCUGUGUGGAAGACUGAAGGUGAUGACGAUGAGGGUGGAACUGUUGCUGAAAAGCCUGCAGACAAAUCACAUGAUACAGAGUCAAGGUCACCUCCUGGGCGAGACACUGGGACUAUCUCUUCUGACAGCUCAGUCUCUGACAAUGGGACAUCCAAUUCUGAGUUGUCAGCUGCCAGUUCCUCUGAAGACAAUGAGCGAACACCAAGCCCCAUUUACAAGAACGAAGAACCAACCUCUCCAGCACAGCCCUCAAAAUCCAGCCCACCCUCUUCCAGUGAAGCCAUCCCUUCUCAAAGAAAACCUCCAGCUUAUGGACGACAGUUUUCUGCUCCGCAGCUUCAGCAGGAGAAAUCCAGCGGCCAGUCCAAGCCUGCAGCCCAACCACACACUCAGCUUCUGCAUUCUAAAUCAGAGAGCUCUCCACUGGCCCAGGUACGAGCCUUCCAGCCCACUCGCCCUAAAGUGCCACCCAAGCCCCCUGAUCUUGCUCCCUUGAGGGCUCCACUCUCUCAGACUGACCGUCAUGAUUACAUACGUCGCUCCUUGGAUGCCAGUCGCAUUCGACGAUUGGCAGGGCCACCGCAAGGGAACACACCACUUUCCAGAGCUUUCUCUGAGCGAAUCAGCAGUACCUCUGACAUGCUGUCUCGCUAUCAUGCAGCCAGGAUGGCCAGCCAAGCUGCUCAGGUUCUUCCACAACAACAGCAACAGGCCCAGUCCACACCAAUCAGACCGGUUGUCCCCUCCUCCGAAGACCCUUCCAAGAUGGAGAACUUCUACUACGAAAUUGGUGCACCUGAGCAUCCACAAGUGCCACCCAGCUAUGCACACCACAGCUAUCAAAAUAUGAAGUUGGAUCUGGAGGGAAACCUCCGUCUCACUGAUCCAGCCAAUCAAAGGCCUAUUUCCAGGGGUUACCCUCCUCCCUACAACCACCAAGGACCUGGGGGCAGAAGGACUCCCCAGCUUUGGUCAUCUGAGGCCACACGAGCUUGGGCCGCAGCACACUCUCACUCUUUCUCCUUUUCCCAUUCUCAUUCUCACCAUCGCUCUCAGGAUGGAUCAUCAGGACAUCCUCCCCAUCCCCGUCCCCAGCGUCAGACAUCGUCAUCUGUCAGGUUGCCCCGCAGUGAAGUGCAUCACAUACCCGCAUCCGUUGGAGUGGGCUCCGCUGCUGGCAUGGUGCCUCUGUCUGUGCACCAAUGUAGCUUGCAUCGCCCUCAGCGUUCCCCUUCUGCAGACCACACAGCCUCCCAGCUUCACCCCUACUUUGAAAACGGGAAGGUGUGUUACCGGUACUUUGAGGCUUCCAGACUGGAAGACUUGCCACUGAAUCAGCAUCAGCAUGCUGUAUUAAAGCCGUCUCAGGUCUCACCAGUGCAAGGAAUCUCAAAAGAUCAGCCUGAACACAUUUACGUCAACUACCCUUUCACAAACCCACCAGGAUCUGGGGUUAAUUCAAAGGGCUGGGCCACCACAGACCUCGACGAAAAUGAUCAUCAAACAUCUGAGACACUGGAACCACCUUCCAAGUCACCACCGGAUGACAAACAGAAGCAUUCAGAGCAAGAAAGUCACAUGGCUGGUUUUGACAACCCUGCCCAGAAUGAUGUGUCCUCAGAUUCCAAAGUGACCAAUAUAGCAGCGUCUGCCUCCAGUGCCAUGCAUUUCCGCAGUCGCUCAGAUCCCCAAAGUACUAGCUCGGAGCCUGCUCAUGUCCUGACUGGGAAGGAAAUUGCCUCCUUGCUAAUUGAAAAGCUUGCAGAGGAUGAAAGGGAGGGUCCUUCUGUGCCAUCCUCUUCUCCGCACAUUGAGCACCCUCCAAAUCCCUACCCUAGCCAACAGCAGCAACAACCUCCACCUGCGUAUAAUAUCUACACUCCAGGACCCUCUCGAGGGCGCUUUGAAGGUCACGUGCCGCCUAGAGUGGGAUCAGGACCUUUCCAACGUCAAGACCCCUUGCGGAGAUCUUCCGGAGGCCAGUAUAGACAAGCUUUUGACGUCAUGCCAUCUGGUGACCAAGUCGUUAAGUUUUACAGAAGCCAAGACUUUAUCCCAAGCGCCCAGGGACAAAGCACAACCCAUAAUCCUUAUCCCCCAAGACCAUAUUAUCAGGACCCCCCAUACCCCAAUUGGGGCCCUCAAGGCCUCCCAGACUCUUCCCACACAUGCACUCCACCUACAGUGGCCUUCUCAAACUUAGCGCUUGGAUCGAUAAGAGGAUAUGGGCCUCAGACCGUGGCCAACCAGUUUAACCAGUAUCCAUACCAGUCAGGGCCAGUGCUUCCCCAGUAUCCCAACACACCGCGACGAGAUGUUGUCCUGGAUCCUUCGCUUCGACCUCCCGGGUUGCGCAACCAGAGAGGCUUAAACCGGCAGGGAAGCCUGCCGGGCCCCAACUGGACCAUCCGAACUGAGGGCCAGACCCGUAGUUACUGCUAAAGAGCUAUGUGUUUAGAGGAUAUGAUAUAGACCGGUUAUAAGCACUAGACUUAUGUUUCCUGUACAAGUUAACGCGUUGUAAAACUUAACUAAACAAAGUUAAGUGGGGUAUGUCCUUAGUAGUGUUUCUGUCUCAGAAAGAACCCAUUGCUGUCCUGCGAUUAGUGUGUGUAUUGGAGUGGGAAAAGUGUACGAGAAUAAGACGUGAAGCAGAAAGGAUCAAAGAAGUGAACCAUAAAGUGGCUUAGAUAUAAAAACAUUCCAGAACACACUGUGCUGUCCAGCAGAGGGAGUCAGAGAGGUACAUAGCUGCUAUUAACUCUGACAGGACGUUGCUCAGUGGCUAAUUUUUGUUUUUCUGCUUUGGGUUUUGUUUGGUUUUAGGUUCUCUUUGACACUAAGUCAUGCUGUACAGGGGCACAAGCUUGACAUGUCUUUCUUCCUCCACAAAGUACGAUAUAAAUAACCUAAAGAGAUGCUGGUGGUUAUAUGAAACUUUAUGAGUAUGGCUAGUUUUUGUUAUCUUCAUUUUUUGGCAACAAUGUGAUGAUAUUUCCAUUUUAAUUGUUGUUUUUUUUCUAAGUUAUUGUAAGUUUUCAAUGGAACGAGUUAUUGUGAAAUAGUUUUAUUUUGCCUUUCUUGAAUUUGUUUCAAAGAAUGUGAAGAUUAGGAGUUUUUUUUAUUUCUUUAGUCUGUGUGUGAAUUUGUGUGUGAAUGAAUGUGUCAUGAGCAGAGUGUCUAACGUUAAGCACAUAAAAAGGAACGGUAAUUGCAGAUUUUUUGGGAGGGUGUAAUUGAGAGCGCAUACUUCUGUGAGGUACUGUUUUCUGCUCAUUCUCAAAUAAUGUGUCAGAUGAUAUGUGUAUCAAUAUUGGCGUUCUAAUCCAAAGCAAGUAUUUCAGGUAGGUCAUGUCACAAUGUGUCACUCUCAGACAUCCCUGGGUUUCUGUGAAGGAGGAAUCCCAACCUAGCAACAUUGAAUACCUGGUACUAUUCACCACAAACCACUGAAAAUUCCUUCAAUGCCCAAAAAACUAGUCUUGGAUGACUUUAUAAAUUUAAAAGUCGUUUUUAUCAGAUCCCUCUUUCUGGGCUCAGUAAUGUUCCAGUGUUUACUCAGUGCUGUAGUACCUUUCAGGUCAUUAAAAAUGUCCUGGAUGUUCUUCCAAGAUUGACCAGAGAUAGAAUCUCUAAAAUUUGUUUAGUAAUUGGUGCCUUCUCUUAAAUGACUAAACGUAUUUUAAAUAAUCCUUCGUUAUGAAAGCAAAUAUUGAAGAGCUAGAUACAAACCCUGUCCCUAGCCCAGUUACCCCUAUUUACAGUUUCCCAAAGUUCCACACUAGUAAGUUCAAAAUGGGG